AAAUAUAUCGGAGGUUACCUAAUGAUUUAUAGUAAUUUAAAGGCGUAUAUUUUAGGGUCGUUAGGUGGGGUUCUAAUUCGUAUAAAAAGCGAAGCAAAAUUACUUAAGUCACUGUAGAAGUCAAGUCGUUACAAACAGCAACAACUUUUAAUCUCAAAAUGUACAAAAUCUUUCUUAUCAGUGCCACCCUGGCUCUUGCUAGUGCAGUUCCAGUGGACCAUCAGGCCACUUCCUAUUCAUCCUUCAACGACAACCACAACUCCAUCCAUCACAUCGACUCUGCUCCUUCCCACUUAAACAAAUAUGUUGCUGCACCCGCGUCUCAAUAUUACGCUGCCCCUGCUGUUGCUAAGGUCGCUUUGCCAGUAGCUAAGUUUGCUCUGCCAGCUGCCCCAGUCUACCAGGCUGCUCCCAAAUACUCUUAUGCUCCAGCUCCAGUAUCUUAUGCCGCACCUGUUGCUAAAGUAGCUGCCGUACCAACUGUAACUAAAUACUCCAUUCCUGUAGCCAAGUAUGCUGCCUACGAUGCUCAUAAGGAAGAAUAUGCCCCAGCCCAGUACGAGUUUGCUUACAACAUUGAAGAUGUUCAUACCGGUGACCUCCACUCCCAACAGGAGCAUCGUGAUGGAGACCAAGUUGUUGGACAGUACUCCCUUCACGAAGCUGACGGUACUGUCAGAAUUGUCAAGUACUCUGAUGAUGGACACGGUUUCAAUGCUGUAGUUGAAAAACAAGGACACCCAACUGAAGCUCCAGUAGCUUAUAAGAAAAUUAUUGCUGCUGCCCCUGCUCCAGCCUAUUAUCAUCAUUAACAAUAGUGUUGUUUAAGGUUGUUAUUGUAUUUAUUUAUUGAAAUAAACUAUUUAUUAUUAAUAAUAAUAA
This is a messenger RNA of Anthonomus grandis grandis, 882 nucleotides long. RefSeq names its product cuticle protein 8-like. Lineage: Eukaryota; Metazoa; Arthropoda; Insecta; Coleoptera; Curculionidae. Bases 159 to 812 code for a protein of 217 amino acids. The transcript is spliced from 2 exons. Gene Ontology annotation, cellular component: extracellular matrix. The record is from RefSeq and is a predicted model, not a curated record.